Molecule: messenger RNA, 650 nt
Organism: Megalobrama amblycephala (Wuchang bream)
Lineage: Eukaryota; Metazoa; Chordata; Actinopteri; Cypriniformes; Xenocyprididae
Product: protein bicaudal D homolog 2-like
Exons: 3
Coding region: 20-313 (97 amino acids)
Biological process (GO): protein localization to organelle; regulation of microtubule cytoskeleton organization; microtubule anchoring at microtubule organizing center
Cellular component (GO): cytosol; Golgi apparatus
Molecular function (GO): cytoskeletal adaptor activity; dynactin binding; dynein complex binding
Source: RefSeq, a predicted model, not a curated record
CGACAAUAAGGACUGCACGAUGGCUCAGGGCCAGUGUGAACAUUGUUCAGGACAGUUGACGGAACUGUCACUUGCCCAAUCGAACGAGCGCUGUAGGAUAGCUGAGGUUGCCCUGGCAAACUUGAAGAGCAAAUAUGAGAAUGAAAAGGCCAUGGUCACCAAAACCAUGAUGAAGUUGGAUAAAGAGCUGAAGGGUCUUAAAGAAGAUGCUGACACUUUCUCCUCUCUCAGGGCAGAGUUCGCCACCAGGAUUGAUGAGUAUGUAACACAAUUGAACGACAUGGAGAGUCAGCUGGCUUGCAGCAGAAGAUGAGAAGAAGACUCUGAACUCCCUCCUGCGUUUGGCCAUCCGGGAGAAACUGGCCCUCACUCAGCAGACUGGAGGAUCUGGAGUUUGACCACAAGCAGUCCCGAAGAGGAUCCGGUGCUGGGCCAGGUGGCCGUGGAAAAGGGUCCUCUGCCACACCCAGAUGAAGCCUAUCAAUUUUCAGCCCCCCAUGUAAGUCCUAGACUUCCCAGUAGGAACCGACCAAAACCACACGGCCUCAUUGGAAGUCCUGCGGUUUUCUGCAGUGAGAAGUAUAAAAUUCUGUGUGACGCUGGAUCCGAUUAACAUCUGUGUGUAACUGUUACUCAUCGGCAUCCUCAUA